ACCAGAAAGAAUCAGAAGAGGACAGAAAGAAGCUCAGAAACUUAAACCCAGUCUCCUUCUCUCCUCUCUCUACAAUAACUACGGUUUCUUUUCUGCAUAAAAAAGACUUCUCUUUAUUCUCUCAUGCUCAUAAGCCUUGUAUCUGUUUCAUCCUUGCUUCUUUCUCAAUCCAGCAAUGGAGGAAACAAAAGAGCCACAUGCAAAUAAGAAAUGUACUGGAAAAUCUGGGACUUUUAGGGGCAGAACAAACCCUCAUAAGGGUUUUUAUGAGCACCAGUUGUUGCAGUACUCGAGCCAUUUUGGGUUGUUUAACCAGAACCAGUCUUACUCUUACUACCCAGCAGCUCUGCUUCCCUUGCCUCCUCCGAUACCUCUGCAACUGGCUUUAGCACCAUCAUUUCCUCAAAACCAGUGGUUUAGAUCAAAAACCCAUCUGCAGAAACCAUUUUGUAAGGUGAAUGAUCCUCCUCUUGCCACCUCUUCUGAUACACAGGUGCCGGUUGUAGCGAUUUCAACAGAUGCUCUAGAAGGGCUACAACCACCAAAAAGUUCACCUGUAAAAGGAAGUAAUGGAAGGAAGACCAUGAGUACCACAACACAAGCACUUGUGGCUGCAAGGAGACCAGAUUCCGGCGGUGUUGAAGGGCAGGUUAUUUCUCUCCUUGCCAACCAUUUUCCAGUACAAUUUGAUCCCUCACAGCGAAUUUACCACUAUGAUGUUGAAAUUUCCCCUAACCCCUCAAAGGAGGUUGCCCAUAUGAUUAAACAAAAACUGGUGGAGAACAACUCAGAUGUGCUUUCUGGUGCUAAUCCAGCUUAUGAUGGCAGAAAGAAUCUCUACAGCCCAGUUGAAUUCCAAAAUGAUAGGCUGGAAUUCUUUGUCAGCCUCCCCAUCCCCUCCAGCAAGUCAACUUUGCUUUUUGGGGAACUGAAUGGCUUGCAAGGGAAGCAUAAUCAGCUUAAACUAUUUAGAGUUAAUGUCAAACUUGUUUCAAAGAUUGAUGGAAAUGAUUUGAAUAGUUACUUGAGCAAGGAAGGCGAUGAUUGGAUACCACUUCCUCAGGACUAUCUUCAUGCUUUAGAUGUUGUUCUUAGGGAGAGUCCAACAGAGAAAUGUGUACCUGUAGGGAGGUCAUUCUAUUCGUGUUCGAUGGGAGGUGCUAAAGAAAUUGGGGGAGGAGCUGUUGGAUUGAGAGGUUUUUUUCAGAGUCUUCGGCCAACCCAACAGGGAUUAGCUCUCAAUUUGGAUUUUUCUGUCACUGCCUUCCACGAGAGCAUUGGGGUGAUCCCCUACUUGCAAAAACGUCUUGAGUUUCUUCAGGACCUUCCACAGAGAAAGACAAGGAGUUUAAGUGGUGAAGAAAGAAGAGAGGUGGAGAAGGCACUAAAGAAUAUAAGAGUCUUUGUUUGUCACAGAGAAACUGUUCAAAGAUACAAAGUUUGUGGCUUAACUGAGGAAGCUACUGAAAAUAUAUGGUUCAUGGAUAGAGAUGGAAAGAAUUUGAGGCUCCUAACUUACUUCAGGGAUCACUAUAACUAUGAAAUAGAAUUCUGUAAUUUGCCAUGUUUGCAGAUCAGCAGGAGCAAGCCAUGCUAUCUUCCUAUGGAGCUUUGUAUGAUUUGUGAAGGCCAAAAAUUUCUUGGGAAGCUUUCAGAUGAUCAGACAGCAAGGAUUCUUAAGAUGGGUUGCCAAAGACCAAAAGAUCGAAAAGCAAUCAUAGAUGGAGUCAUGAGAGGACCUGUUGGGCCAGCAAGCGGCAAUCUAGCAGGAGAGUUCAGGCUUCAUGUUUCAAGAGAGAUGACACGGCUGAAAGGGAGAAUUCUUCAACCCCCCAAGCUUAAGCUUGGUGAUGGUGGAAAUGUUAGAGAUCUAAUUCCUUCUCGCCAUGAUCGGCAAUGGAAUCUUCUUGACAGCCAUGUCUUUGAGGCAACACGAAUUGAAAGGUGGGCUCUAAUAAGUUUCGGGGGGACAGCUGAUCAAAAGUCUAACAUUCCUAAAUUCAUAAACCACUUAUCUCAGAGGUGUGAGCAGCUGGGCAUCUUUCUCAACAAGAACACAAUUGUUAGGCCGCAAUUUGAACCGACCCAAGUGCUUAACAAUGUCUCUCUUUUAGAGGCUAAACUGAAGAAAAUUCAUAGAUCUGCCUCUAACAAUCUCCAGCUGCUCAUAUGUGUAAUGGAGAGGAAGCACAGAGGAUAUGCUGACUUGAAGCGCAUAGCUGAGACAUGUGUUGGAGUUGUGAGUCAGUGCUGCUUGUAUCCAAACCUUGGGAAGUUGAGUUCACAGUUUCUGGCCAAUCUAGCCUUAAAGAUAAAUGCCAAAGUUGGAGGUUGCACAGUUGCUCUGUACAAUUCGUUGCCUGCUCAGAUCCCACGGCUCUUCUGGCCUGAUGACCCUGUUAUCUUUAUGGGUGCUGAUGUGACUCAUCCUCAUCCUCUUGAUGAUUUCAGCCCAUCUGUUGCUGCUGUUGUUGGUAGCAUGAACUGGCCUGCAGCAAACAGGUAUGUAUCAAGAAUGAGAUCACAAACACACAGACAAGAGAUCAUCCAGGAUCUUGGUGCAAUGGUAUGGGAAUUGCUAGAUGAGUUCUACGAAGAAGUAAACAAACUGCCCAAGAGGAUAAUCUUCUUUAGAGAUGGUGUAAGUGAAACUCAGUUCUUCAAGGUGCUUAAAGAGGAAUUGCAAGCAAUCAGGGAAGCUUGUGGAAGAUUUCCUGGUUAUAACCCUCCCAUUACCUUUGCAGUGGUCCAGAAGAGACAUCACACUAGAUUGUUUCAAUAUGAUACCCAUCAUUAUUCCAAGGUGAACCAACUCUUUGAUGAAAAUAUUCCCCCGGGAACUGUUGUGGACACAGUGAUAACUCAUCCGAGGGAAUUUGAUUUUUAUCUCUGUAGUCAUUGGGGGGUGAAGGGAACUAGCCGCCCAACACAUUACCACGUCUUGUGGGAUGAGAAUCAAUUCACCUCUGAUGAACUACAGAAGUUGGUUUACAAUCUGUGCUACACAUUUGUAAGGUGCACUAAGCCUGUUUCUUUGGUGCCUCCGGCUUACUAUGCUCACCUGGCUGCAUAUAGAGGGAGGCUUUAUCUUGAUCGAUCUGAAUCUGCUGCUUUUACAAGACGUUCUUCUACAAUGUCUCGAGCAGCCCCUCCAAAGGCUACACCUUUACCCAAACUCAGUGAGAAUGUUAGGAAGUUGAUGUUUUAUUGCUAACCUUUCCUAUACUCGUCAUGAAAUUCUUGAUUACAUGACCUGAACAGUUGCAUUCCUCAUAGAGUGAAAUGCAGUAUAUUUCAAGCCUAAUCAAUUACGUCCUUAAGUUCCGAUGACUAAAAGUUGUAGUUAUGCUUUUCCAAGAAUGAAUUCAUAUGUUUAGUUAGUAGGUUAACUGGAUCAUUCAAAUUGUUUCUUUAGGGUGGUUAGUAGACUAGAAUGACUUCUCUUGUUUAGAAACAAAAUAACCGUCAAGAUUUUCU
Molecule: messenger RNA, 3477 nt
Organism: Rubroshorea leprosula
Lineage: Eukaryota; Viridiplantae; Streptophyta; Magnoliopsida; Malvales; Dipterocarpaceae
Source: the annotation of a GenBank genome assembly